ACUGGCUCGGCCAGUCCCCAAUCGGACUCGUCCUCUCCCUCCUCCCGUCCCCGACCCGACCUCAAUCAAACCGGGGCCGCGUCCCCUCCCGUCCCACCGCCGAACCCUAGCCACCUCCUCCCCGUCGACCUCCGCCUCGCCUCGCCUCGCUCCCGUCCGGCUGGAUUGUGAGGCUUUUGAUUUUAAACAAUACGGUUCUCUCUGGGUGAACCAAGAUGUCUGGAAAUGAUGAUAAGUCUCAGGCUGCUGAAAAAAUAAAGGCAGCCGCAUUAUCAGCUGCCAAGGGACUGAGCAGAGCUCAAGCUGAACGUGCUGCUGCCGCCGCUGCCCGCAAUGUCAAUGCUUAUGGGCAGAAGGAAGAGGGACCAAGCCGCUGGCAGGAGAGGAAGGAAGCUAAGAGACAGAUGUAUCUGAUGAGUACAGAGAAGGCUGCAAAACUGGGUACUGUGAAACUGAAAACUUCAGAAACUUCUUCUCUUGGUGCAUAUACCCAAUGUCAGAAGUGUUUCCAGCAUGGGCACUGGACAUACGAGUGCAAAAAUGAGCGGGUGUACGUUUCGCGCCCCUCAAGAACGCAGCAGCUUAAGAAUCCCAAGCUGAAGAAAAAUGUGUCGGUUUCUUCUCAUUUUGAGAACCCUGAUCUUGUAAAGGAAAGGGAGGAGGAGAGGAAGUUGGUGAAAGAGAAGUUGAAGAAGGAAAAGUCUGAAAGGAAAAAGGGAAAGAGCAAGAGAAAACACCGUUCGCGGAGUGAUUCAGAUCGAGACAGUAGCGAUGCUUCAGUCUUUGACUCCGACUCUGAAUCAUCUGUGACGGGCUCUGAAGAUUCUUCCGGAAGCAGCUCGAGUUACAGUUCCUCGGACUCUGAGGACAGGAAGCGGCGAUACAGAAGGAAGCAGAAGAAGAGAAGGCACAGGAGGGACAGCACAUCAUCGGCGUCAUCCGAAUCUGAAUCUGAAUCUGUGUCGGACAGUGAUUCCGAUGACAAGGGAAGCCGGAGGAAGAGCAAAAGACGGGGUGGCAGGCGCUGAGUUUGGAGAACUGGAGAAGGCAAUGUGGAUGCUGAAUAUGAUGAUAUAGUUUAGUUCGCAUGUGAGUUUCUUCUCAUCAUAAUCAGGGCUGCAUGUGCCAGGCGUCCUCCAAGAAACAAAUGUUAGCAGUUGCUUUCUUGAAUGGUAGUUAUGAUUUCUUUUUCGUGUACUAAGAAAUACUCGAAGCUCUAGCUUUUCCUAUUCUAUGAUCUUUGUGAGAAUCAUUGGUACUGUAACAAUAUUCACCUAUGAAUUUCUAAGUUUGGUGUAUCUUCUUGAAUGUUUUCUGUAAUAAUCUGAUCUUGGCUCA
Molecule: messenger RNA, 1338 nt
Organism: Phragmites australis (common reed)
Lineage: Eukaryota; Viridiplantae; Streptophyta; Magnoliopsida; Poales; Poaceae
Exons: 2
Coding region: 216-1028 (270 amino acids)
Source: RefSeq, a predicted model, not a curated record